UUUGAUCUUCCUCUACCUCUCUUUCAGCAAACACCAAUACGUCGUACAGCAUGUACCAGUCUGAGGGAAGAAACACACUGGAAGUGUUUGAUCCUGACUCUCCUUAUGUACGGCAGUCUGGCUGUAGUAUUCUGGUGUCAGACGAGUAUAGUAGAGGUGAUAGCUCUCAACUAUCAACAGGAGCCGAUCACAAUCACUGACAGCCCGUGCCAAGAUGGUUACACCUUCAUCCCCGUGGCUUUUCUGGUUCUUCUCUAUCUGGUCUACCUGGUGGAAUGUUGGUACAGUGACGUCCGCAUUGAGAUCCAAUACAAGGAAGACGUGAGUACCGUGUACAGCCGUGUACGUAGGAUACGAAAUGCCUACCCUGUGGUGUGGUGGCGCGCCAUCUCGUACCAUUACAAUAGACAUACGCGGCAGGUUACGCGGUAUAGACAUGGGGAUGCGUACACAACGACGCAAGAGUAUUUCGAAAGGAUCAACACACACUCAGCAGCUGGCGCGUUUGAUUUUGGCGACUGUGGCGUGAAGGAUGUUUCAAGACAGUUGAAUGGAUUAGAGCUUCACCCUUUGACUAGGAUCACGUUUACCAAGAACUUCAUGUUUCUAAAUGAGGAUUCAGAGAAUGACUAUCUAUCACAGCGAUCACGUUUCUUCACGGAGAAUGAGGGAAGAGAUGAGAAUUUAGAAACGCGAGAAGGGCUUGGUCUCACUGAAGUUGAGUUCACGGAUGAAAUGGUGACAUAUGCGUGUUCUGAAAACCUUCCAUGGUAUGUAUCCAUGUCAAUGUUCUGGGUGACUUCUCUUUCAUUGCUCUCAUGGCCUUUUAGAAUCCUGAUAUCAAUGCAAACUGCAAUAGUUGACUACCAAAUCGAGAAGCUUUUCGGAACGAACUACAGUAGUGGGAUGAUUACCGUCGAGUCAUGGACAGGUGGCGAAGGGGGAAAUGGGAAUAGAUUUAAUGUCGUGGGUAGCAAUAGAAGUCUUGAGUUACUAAUACGUGAUAAUCGACAUGUUGUUCCUAGCUACUCUGAAGCACUCCUCAUGGACUUAGCAAAUGGAAACCUUCUACGGUCUGGCCUUACCCCAACUGGGCCUGGUCCGCCUUCCGCAGCACAGCGGGUAAAACAAGAGCACGGCAGUCAUGACACCAACACAAGACAUAAUUACAUACAUGGAUCAUUGCGUUCAAGGACAUUACAACGAUCUGCGACAACAGCAAUAGGUUUAUGUUACGUGUCACGCUUAUCAAACGAUCGAACCGCACAAUCAUCCACAAGUGAUUGGACUCUACGAUCACCUUUAACCCCAAACAAUAGAUCACUUUCUAAUGGUCACACACCAGCGACGAGUCUACGAAUACUUCCAUCCCGUAGUUCAUCCAGUCAUACCAUAGGAAUUAGCAAUAUGUUUAACCGCGUCAAGCCUUUUACGAACGCCUCCAAUACGGCAGGUGCUGCAAGCGAGACAGCUAACAGAACAUCAUUAAUUACUACAGAUGAUCCUGAGCCUAACGCAAACCAGAGGAAACCACUUAUGUCUGCAUCGUCGACACCGAGUAACCGACGUCAUAGACGACCGACAUCGUUGCCAUUGUGCUUUGGUAGCCAGGGAAGUCAGCAAGAAGAUAGUGAAGGAAUGGAUGAGAUUCAGAUGGAGGAAAGUCAGAUUGAGUCUUUGGUUCUCAUGGAUGGUGAUGGUGGAGUUCGGACGGUCACAUGGCAUAGAGCCAAUGGAUUUGAUCAAAACUCAAGAGGUACAGGUGGUAUGGUAGUUGUACCCAUCGACUCACCUCCACCAUACGACGCUGCACUUAAUAUGAAUGAGCCUCAAGAUGGUGACGUAGGGGAAGAGGAAACGCAAGCCGAAGACAGUGUAGAGACGUCUGUGUAAGACAAUCGUAGAGCUUCCAAAGAGAAAUUAUUACUUUCCAUAUUUUUAUUUGAAUUUGUUAUGACACGUUAUGUUGUUUAAUGCGUAUUUUCCUGUUGAUUGAUACUGUUUCUGUAAGCAAAUGCUUUGGGUAAAAGCUGUUGUGCAACCAGAGAUAUAUACUACGAAACUAUGAAUAACCGGCCUACAUGAUAGCUUUAGUUGAAGAGUUCCAACAUAGGUAUGAUUCUUAUGUAUUAACUAAUUUCUUCCUUUCCUGUAUUUCAUGUUCAACUUACAUAUCAAUUUCCUUUCAUGACUUUUUAACCUUUUUAUGUUGUUUUGUGUGAACGGCGAUAUCUAAAUAGAGAACACGAUGUUUGUGAAUGAUGUUUUUAGAAUAGUCAGGGGUUCUGUUUCUUAAAGUGUAAAAUUGAUCAUUGAAUAGCAUAAAAGUACCAAUGACAGUGAAUAAAUGAAUUCACGAAAAUAAUAAUAAAAUUAAUAAUUGAUUUUUUCUUCUGAUUUGACAGUAGCUAAACGAGCAGUAUUUGAAGCAACAACAAUUGGACAUUAGGGGCAUCAGUAGGAUAGCAUAGUUUGUAUACAAACAUACACACGUUUCAUCAAUUCUGGAAGAUAUCAGGUGAAAAUGUCAUAUAUGAAAGAAGUUGAUUUAACUCUAUUUGCUAUUGAUAUAAGACUGAAACCUAGACUGGCACAUUCUUUGGAGUACAUAAUGCGAUGUGCGUGUGUGUGGAAAAUUUGGAGUGUGACAGUCCAGUGUUUGUUUCACUAAUCAACAAUGGCUGGUAAUGAGCUAAUAAAAUUAAUUGUUUGAAUGGUUAGGCCCAACCGGGAACGAAAAUGUGUACAGCCUUUAGAUUGACUAAUUCUGAGCACUUCUCUAUAGCAAGUGAUGUCUCAUCGCCAUCAAAUAGCUUGACUCGAGAAAAUGGGGAUUGGGAUGGGGACAGUUUGGUCUUCCACAAGCCUUAACUCCUUCCAUAUAUAAGCUUGGAAAUGAAAGCCUGCUGACAAAUGCAGCUUAAGUGAGAUUGAAGUGUCUGUAAAUCUGGAAGCCCCCCCCCCUCUCCUACCUUUUUCCUUCUCUGUCUGUCUGUCUGAAUCU
Molecule: messenger RNA, 3004 nt
Organism: Strongylocentrotus purpuratus (purple sea urchin)
Lineage: Eukaryota; Metazoa; Echinodermata; Echinoidea; Camarodonta; Strongylocentrotidae
Product: transmembrane protein 151B
Exons: 1
Source: RefSeq, a predicted model, not a curated record